GAGAGAGUGAGAAAUAAACAGAGGAGAGCGACAGGGAAAGAGUGAGAGAGGGGGCGAGCGGCAACUUCACCGGGGUUUAUCACUGCGCACUGUCGAGGAGGAGAGAUCGCUUUUGAGCGCAGCAUUCACAUGCAGGUUAAAAAGUGGACUGAACGAUUGAAACGCCUGAUUUACUAAUGGACUGUUAGAGAGCACAGUGAGAGGUAAAAGCUGUGCCAGCGUGACACGGAGCGGACACUGGGGGAAAAAAGAAGCUGAUGCAGUGGUGAAAGUUACCAACUAUGGAGAUGCAUUGUUGACCAAGACUUUACGAAGUGUCCGGACCACUCAGAGUCAUUAAUUUAAAGUGGAUGAUAUUACAGACGAACCUCAGUGAGCUUGUCUGUCCGGUGAUAUUCCGGUGCUGCUGUGGACCAUAACCAGCGCAGUCGCAUAGACGGAGCGAGCAAUCCUUCCACACAACACAAUCGGCGCCCAGAGCAACUAAAAUGUCUGCGCUAUACCUCAUCUUUUGCCUUAUGGUCACAGCAGCCGCAAAAGCAGCCUACUUCUCCCAGCAGCCUCAGGACCAGGUGGUUGUAUCUGGUCAGUCAGUAACUCUACCCUGUGUCAUUGUGGGUUACCGGGGAAUGGUACAGUGGACCAAAGAUGGCCUAGCAUUGGGUGGAGAGAGAGACCUACCAGGCUGGACGCGCUAUUCCUUAAUGGGUGACCCGCUAUCAGGCGAGCACAGCUUGCUGAUCGAUUCGGCAGAGUUGGCAGAUGACGCAGUGUAUGAGUGUCAGGCUACACAGGCGGGACUGCGCUCCCACCGUGCCAAGCUCACUGUACUAGUUCCUCCUGCAGACCCUUUGGUGGAGGGCGGCCCUGUUGUACGUCUUAAGGCCCACACACCACACAACCUCACCUGCAGAGCCUCAGGAGCCAAACCUGCUGCUGAGAUCACCUGGUACAGAGAUGGAGAGGUCAUGGAGACCGCAAUUUAUUCCAAGACACUGAUGGAGGAUGGGAAGAGAGAGACAGCUGUCAGUAUGCUUCCAAUCGUCCCAGAGGACAGCGACUCUGGACGCACCUACACCUGCAGAGUUCUUAACCCAGCUGCCCCUGCUGGACGACAGACAUCCAUCACUAUCAAUGUCCAGCACCCUCCUUCAGUAACUCUGUCAGUCCAGCCUCAGACUGUAACUGAGGGUGCCAAGGUUCUCUUCAUCUGCUCUGCUUCAGCCCACCCAGAAAUCACUGGAUACAGGUGGUCCAAAGGAGGAGUUCCCAUCUCUGAAGCAAAUGGGGACAGCCUUGAGGUGACGGUGGACUACUCCUACUUCACAGACCCCGUCUCCUGUGAGGUGUCCAACUCUGUGGGCACCACUAAUGUCAGCACACUGGUUGAUGUCCAAUUUGGCCCCAGACUGCUGUCAGAGCCUAAGCCAAUGACAGUGGAUAGUGGGAUGGAUGCUGCUUUUACUUGCGCAUGGACUGGAAACCCUCCUUUGACCCUGGCCUGGACCAAGCAGGGCUCGAGCGUGGUGCUCAGUAAUGGUAACACCUUGCAGCUUAAGGCUGUUACCCAGGAGGAUGCUGGAACAUACACUUGCAAGGCCAUUGUGCCACGGAUUGGAGUUGGAGAAAGGGACGUCACUCUUACUGUAAAUGGCCCACCUAUCAUCACAGCAGACGCCACACAGCAUGCUGUCAAGCACUCCAAGGGCAAGCUGGAGUGCCGGGUGGGAAGCAGUCCUCCACCUGAUAAUAUUGUGUGGACCUUUGGAGACAUGAGUCUGUCGUCUGGUUCUUCCGGCCGUUACUCAGUGCAGACAGUAACCAGCGACCAUGGAGUUGUGUCUUCUCUGGUGCUGUCUGAGACUCUUGCACAGGAUUUCCAGAUGCGCUACAACUGCACUGCUUGGAACCGCUUCGGCACUGGCACCGCCUUGGUCACACUGAAGGAGCAAGAAGCCCUGCCUAUGUUGAUAAUUGUUGGCGGAGCAGUCGGUGGAGGCUGUGUGCUGCUUAUCUGUGUCAUUACUUUGGUCUCACUCUGCUGCAGGCACACAGGAAAAGGUGAGCUCAAUGGUAAGAGGUGCACCCGCCUGUCCAAGAGUGACAUCAGGGUUCAGAUUGUUCACAGUGAUCACAAUGCUACACAUGGAAAUGAUGAUGAGGAGGAUGUCAAAGAGCCCAUGGCUCCAAACAGCAGCGAGUCUCCAGGGACAUCUCGCACAGAACACAGCGACCUCCUGGAAGAGGAGGAGGAUGAAAGAUCGGACAUCAAGGACCCCACCAAUGGCUACUACAAUGUCCGUGGCCAUGAAGACCGCCAUAUCCGCAGCAGUGGAUUCUCCGAAUAUGUGCCCAACUCACGGCCAGUCUACACACCAUCGCAGCUGCCCUCGCCCAGCCCUGUGUAUGGUCAGCAUGGCACCCAACCACGUAUCUACGAGUUCUCCCAUCGAUAUGCAACCACCACAGUGACCCAAUCCUCAUAUGAACAGCAGCAAGCUGCUCAGCAGCAGCCAGCACAGUCAGUCAACAUUUAUCCCACUGACCCCCUCUACAGUGGUUCUGCUUACCUGCCUGCUACCUACAGCCGCGCCUUCACCAGCUAUGUUAAGCCUGCCUCUUAUGAGAAGGUGGAUGCGUAUGACCAAUCGGACCAGGCCAGCAAGGUGUCCAGCUCAUCCCGCUUCUCUUAUGCCUCCUCACAAGUGUCCUCCCAGCAGUCUGACUAUGGCCGGCCCUCACAGCGCAUGCAGACUCAUGUCUGAUUGGACAAAAUUAUUGGAGAAAAGACGAAUAAGGGAGCAGUGAGUAGAUAACCAUUGUCACCUCCACAUACAUGUGUGGCUGGACUAACAUGAACAGAGACUUUCUUUACUUGGACGGUCCUUCAAGGGCAUGUUUGGACAGUAUUUGGAGGGAGUCAUGUGAUUUAGGUUAUGGGAUAACCAACCUUUGUUGUGGCGAAUGGCAGGAAAAUGCUAACUGUAGAGCUCCUGAGCUGGAGAAUUGAGCUGAUUUUGAUGUUCAAGUCAAACUUAUAGUUACAGUGUGAUACCUCACCAGGUUGUCUCUCCAUGAUGACCACCCAAACCUGUGGAGAUAUUCUGACAGUGCAAGGGCCAACUAGAAAACAAUUCAAAUGUAUCUCCUGAAUUUGGGUGGCCAAAACGACUGGGGCAUUCCAGAGUUUACUUUGUGUCAACACUAAAUUUCAAACAUGACCUCAAAAAUACAUUGAAAGAAGAUAUUACAAGCUAAGACACAUUUGAGGAAAAAAAACGAUGUGAACAACAUAUUAUCGUCUGUCAUUUGGUGUUUUGUUGGCAUGCGAAAGGAAUUCUAAGCACAUUUGUGUCUCUAUCAUCAACAAAAGACUGAGCUAUCCACAGAGACAGACAUACACUAUUCUGCACAACAGGCUAGCUGUAGGCUACUGUAUGAAGAGUUGAAUCAGCGGUGGAAUACUUUAUGCCUGAGCUGUAUUCCUGUAGCUUGAUCUGAUAACAGCCCUAACAUGUUGGACUUAGCAGUGUUGCUUACCAGUGGAUAAAAGAAGAUAUGAAGAGAAUGUGUAUUUUAGCCUUCAUUUAAUGGAAGACUAUAUGUUAACUGUGUUUUGUACAAAGAUGGACAAGGAAAGGCCAUUAAAACCCAAAGAUGGUGAUAAUUGUAUAGGGUAAAGGGGGGGCGGAGGUGGAGACUGAAGACUGCGUUCCUACCCCUGGUACUGUUCUCUACUGUGUUUACUGAUUGUGAAAUGAAGAGUAGGAUAUUACCAGAACAAUCAAUUGUGGUGGUUUGGAAAAUGGUGGCAAUCUUGAACUUGAAAUAAACUUGAAUGCAACGUCAACUUUAGCAGGCUCAGGUGGGGUAAAGACAUGAAAGGCUAAGGCUAAGUUGGACAAUACGCUCUCAAGUUUUGCAACUCAAUCAAAUUGUCUCAAUAUGUUUACAAGAAACAGUACUACCCUGAAACACUAAAUAUCUGUACAAAUGGCUGAGCCCAUACUUUCUCUCUGUUGCAUGCAAAUGAUGUGUCUAGUGAAACUCUUCAGCGUUUAUAUUCAUGUCCAUUUCAUGUUUGAGACAUUGGUUUCUGCACCUGGCCCAGUUGCAUUCCAUUUCCUGGAUGUUUCAGUAUGGACGCCUGUACUGCCAUUUGUCUAAAAAGCUGUUUCCAGGCAGCCUGAUGAGAGAACAAAUGACCCUUAAAGUGAGGAAGCAAACAUCAUCGCUUGUCUUUAUUUUUAUAUUUUAUAUAAGCCUUAAUGUACAGCGUGUAAGCUGCUCUAUUGUAAAGUAUCUUUAUAUACAUAUGUAUCUAUCUUGGUUAUUUGGAUCCACAGAUUUUCUUCUCUAAGUUGUUCAUCAAUCACUGAAUG
This is a messenger RNA of Scomber japonicus (chub mackerel), 4382 nucleotides long. RefSeq names its product kirre like nephrin family adhesion molecule 3, like (gene kirrel2). Lineage: Eukaryota; Metazoa; Chordata; Actinopteri; Scombriformes; Scombridae. Gene Ontology annotation, molecular function: cell adhesion molecule binding. Gene Ontology annotation, cellular component: cell-cell junction. The coding region runs from base 489 to 2765 and encodes 758 amino acids. The record is from RefSeq and is a predicted model, not a curated record. The transcript is spliced from 15 exons. Gene Ontology annotation, biological process: cell-cell adhesion.